CACACCACUACAUCCCCACCGACCACCACCAACCUUCCUACUCAAACUUCGGCUAUUAAUAGUUUCCAGUUAUGGAACCAGAAGUUACUGCACUUUACAGCAACCAAAUUUAAAAAAAAAAUGGAGAGGAUAGAGCACAAGUACGUACAUGUGAACGGUCUGAAGCUCCACCUGGCGGAGAUAGGAAGCGAGUCGUCGCCGGCGGUGGUGUUCUUACACGGAUUCCCAGAGAUAUGGUACUCCUGGCGCCACCAGAUGAUCGCCGUCGCCGCCGCCGGAUUCAGAGCAAUUGCACCCGAUUACAGAGGAUACGGACUAUCCGAUCCGCCGCCACAGCCCGAUAAGGCCACGUUGUUGGACCUCGUGGCUGACCUCCUCGCUCUUCUCGAUGCACUUGCCCUCCCCAAGGUUUUUCUGAUCGGUAAAGAUUUUGCAGCAUUUGUAGUAUCAAUUUAUACCCUUCUACACAAAGACAGGGUAUCGGGCUUUGUGACAGUGGGUGUGCCUUUCAUGCCACCUAAUCCUCCCACAUUCCAUCACCACCUCCCUGAGGGCUUCUACAUUUCUAGAUGGAAGGAAGGUGGACGUGCGGAAGCUGAUUUUGGUCGCCUUGAUGCGAAGAGUGUUGUAAGGAAUGUGUACAUAAUGUUCUCGAAAAGUGAAAUACCCAUAGCACAUGAAAACGAGGAGAUCAUGGACUUGGUUCAACCGUCCGAUCCUCUGCCUUAUUGGUUCACCGAAGAAGAUCUUGCAACCUAUGGAGCCUUGUACGAGAACUCGGGUUUUGAAACUGCAUUGCAGGUUCCUUACAGGUCGAUGGAUUUAGUGUUGGAUAUAAAAGAUCCGAAAGUUGACGUUGCAGCUCUGCUGAUAAUGGGGGAGAAAGAUUAUGUCCUGAAUUUUCCAGGAAUGGAGGACUACAUCAGGGGCGGAACUGUAAAAACGUUUGUGCCUAAUUUAGAGAUCGUUUUCGUGCCCGAAGGAAGCCAUUUUGUGCAAGAGCAAUCACCCGAUGAGGUGAAUAACCUCGUCGUUAAUUUCCUCAAAACCCAUAAUUAAUUUAAAUCAAGAAGAGAUGUUGUGACAACUGUAAUGUUGUAAUUUCAUCAUGGUGUGUAAUUGUAGGGGAAGUUUGAAACCUAUAUAUAAUAAAUAAUCUUUCUC
Molecule: messenger RNA, 1164 nt
Organism: Erythranthe guttata (spotted monkey flower)
Lineage: Eukaryota; Viridiplantae; Streptophyta; Magnoliopsida; Lamiales; Phrymaceae
Product: epoxide hydrolase 2
Molecular function (GO): catalytic activity
Source: RefSeq, a predicted model, not a curated record